AAAGCCAGCACGAGCAAGCUGCCGACAGAUGCGUCUCCCGACUCCAAAUGCCCCAUCUGCCUGGAUAGAUUUGACAACGUCGCAUAUCUAGAUCGCUGCUUGCAUAGGUUCUGCUUCCGCUGCGUCCAAGAAUGGUCAAAAAACAAAGCAGAAUGCCCGCUCUGCAAGCAACCCUUUUUUUCCAUUUUCCAUACGAUUCGUGCUGAAGAUGACUUCAAGGAGUACAUACUCAGCCCUUUGGAAACAAGCUCUUUUGCCAGCCCCGAUGGCCGGAGGUUUCGUUACCGCACUACCUUAACGAGGGAACGCCGCACGCGCGGUUCCCCUUCCCGGAGGAUGCUGUCCCCUCCGGAUAACGGGAUGUUGUUUGAAGGGCUGUCGAGCGAGCCGAUGCGACACAGACACAGAGAGAUUCAGCAGAUGAUCAGGAGGCUGGCCUCAAGGAGAAAGGCUAGCGCGGAGGGCAGAUCUCUGCGGCAGAUUCAGGAGGAGGACAUGAUCACCUUCCGCAGGGCUCUGUACCGCACCGGCGUGCGCAUCCGCAGCAUUCAGGACGGCGGGCGAUACCGAGAGAUUUCGGCAGAGUUCUUCCGCCGCAACCCUGCUUGCCUUCACCGCUUGGUUCCUUGGUUGAAGCGAGAACUUACAGUCCUGUUUGGUGCCCACGGGUCUCUGAUCAAUAUUGUGCAGCACAUAAUCAUGAGUAACGUGACUAGAUACGAUCUGGAAAGUCAGGCCUUUGCUGAUGAUUUAAAGCCGUUUCUGCUGAAUCGGACAGAACACUUCCUGCACGAAUUCAUCAGUUUUGCUCGCUGUCCUUUUAACUUAGAAGCGUACGAUCAACACGCCAAUUAUGACUGUCCUGCACCAUCAUAUGAGGAAGGAAGCCACUCAGACUCAUCAAUUAUUACCAUAUCUCCAGAUGUGGCGUACCCGCAAGGGCCAGAGAGUAGCUUGUCUGUUCCUGGUCUUGGUCAGGCCCCGUGGGAUGAUGAAACUCCAGGGCCUUCCUAUUCCAUUUCAGAAGAGGUUCGUGCAACCAUAGCUUCUCCUCUGGAGUCAUCGGAAAGUUCUGAUGAGGACUCUGCCUCAGGGAGCCGAAGAGCCAAGCUGCAGACGGAGUUACAGGCCAAUGCGGACUCAAACGACAGCGGCUCUUCCUCAGACAAUUGCGUCAUUGUCGGGUAUGUUAAGCCCUUAGCUGAGAGGACACCAGAAGUGGUUGAGCUGUCCUCUGACUCUGAGGAGUCCAUCAAGGAAGAGAAAAGGGAAGAUGUCAAGAAACAGCGACCAGUCCAGUGUCACAGCUGGAGUGACAGUGAACCAAGCAGGAGCUUCUCACCACAUUCCCCAACAUAUAGG
Messenger RNA from Pyrgilauda ruficollis (rufous-necked snowfinch), 1362 nucleotides. RefSeq names its product E3 ubiquitin-protein ligase Topors-like. Gene Ontology annotation, molecular function: metal ion binding; ubiquitin protein ligase activity. The transcript has a single exon. NCBI's taxonomy places the organism in Eukaryota, Metazoa, Chordata, Aves, Passeriformes, Passeridae. The record is from RefSeq and is a predicted model, not a curated record. The annotation marks the transcript as partial. Gene Ontology annotation, biological process: protein monoubiquitination; protein polyubiquitination.